CUUUUCCCAUUCGUUGGAAAAUGAACACUAAGUGUUGAGCUCUGGAAGUUUUCGUCUUGAUAAAGUGGAGGAUUCUUACUUUGCAUUUCUUGCUUCCACGCUAAUGGAGUUUACUAUAAAAGACCUAUAACACAGCUUCGUAUCAGUGGGCCUGCACCAGGCUGAAGGGAGCUCCUCGGACAUGGCCAGCCUGAACUGGAAGCCGUUUGUGUACGGAGGAAUGGCUUCCAUCGUCGCGGAAUUCGGUACCUUCCCUAUCGAUUUGACCAAAACUCGGCUUCAAGUCCAAGGCCAGUCUCAGUGCAUGGAGGUCCGAUACAGAGGCAUGUUCCACGCUUUGCUCCGGAUCGGGCGAGAAGAAGGGGUCCGAGCGCUGUACUCUGGGAUUUCGCCGGCGCUCCUACGACAAGCCUCGUAUGGGACGAUUAAGAUCGGCACGUACAACACGCUAAAGAAAUUUUUCGUCAGCCAGCCUGAAGACGAGACAAUGGUCAUCAACGUAUUUUGCGGUGUCAUCUCAGGAGUCUUGUCGUCGUCUUUGGCGAACCCUACUGACGUGCUGAAGAUUCGCAUGCAGGCUCAGGGCAGUCUACUUCAAGGCAGCAUGAUGGCCAACUUCAUCAACAUCUACCAGACGGAGGGCACGCGAGGACUCUGGAGGGGUGUCAUUCCAACGGCACAGAGAGCCGCCAUUGUGGUCGGCGUCGAGCUCCCGGUGUACGACAUCACCAAGAAGCACCUGAUCAAGUCCGGCCUGAUGGGAGACACGGUCCUGACUCAUUUCAUUUCCAGUUUCACGUGCGGUCUGGCCGGAGCUCUCGCCUCCAACCCCGUGGACGUAGUGAGAACGAGGAUGAUGAACCAGCGCGUGCUGUCCGGGAACCUCCUGUACAAAGGCACGCUGGACGGACUCAUGCAGACAUGGAGGAACGAAGGAUUCUUCGCUCUGUACAAGGGCUUCUGGCCCAACUGGCUGCGUCUCGGACCCUGGAACAUCAUCUUCUUCAUCACCUACGAGCAGCUGAAGAAGCUUCCAUUAUAGCUGCGCUAGAGAUGAUGGAAAAACACUCCACUGGCUCAAAGUGUGUGUGUGUGUGUGUGUGGGAGGGGCAGGUUGCAAGUGUACACCUUCUCCUGCCUGUACCAUUUCAUUCACAAUCCCUCCAAUGUGUAAUAUGUACACUGAUUUAAAUGUUUGUGUUUGUUUUUUUUUCUUUUUCUUUUUUUUAAUUGAAAACUUUCUACACGUUCGCACCAUGAUUUUGCACCUAAAGCCUCGCUUUAACGAUCCUGGCAGCUAAACUUUAGGUCAGCACAAAGACGGGAACGUUGCACCGGAUUGUCGGCGGA
Messenger RNA from Clarias gariepinus (North African catfish), 1350 nucleotides. It is a transcript of the gene slc25a14, whose product is annotated as solute carrier family 25 member 14. Lineage: Eukaryota; Metazoa; Chordata; Actinopteri; Siluriformes; Clariidae. The transcript has 9 exons. Gene Ontology annotation, cellular component: mitochondrial membrane. Gene Ontology annotation, biological process: mitochondrial transport. Bases 182 to 1042 code for a protein of 286 amino acids. The record is from RefSeq and is a predicted model, not a curated record.